GCUUGCAGUAGCCCAAGCUUUCGGUCACCCGGACGCGAAGUUAUCUCAACGCCGGUAGACGCUCUCUAUAAAACUUUUAACAACUCAGUGAAAGUGGUUCGAAUGUGAACAUUUGCUUUCCUUGACACAUUGUUUCGGCAACAGGCUGAACCAAAAUAAUCGCUAAUAACUCGUGUAGAAACGACGCGGACUCUGCAUGCCUCUACACCGGUUUUAAUUCGGCUAGAGGGACGAUUUUCCAGGUCAUGAGUUUCGCACGGCUCCUAGAGGAAAUUGUUCUUAGGACUUAAUAGCUUUCGAAGAUGUUAUCGUUCCUUUUGGUGACCUUGGCGAUCGCUUCAGCAGCGACGAAUCUCGAUAUGAAAACAAACUUUGUUAAUUACACAACACCAGAAUCCGGAAGGAUAAUGGACUCGAGUGGUGUCACAUUAAGGCAGGAUAACGCCAGAGUCCUUGGAAAUAAAUCAAUUGCGAGAGAUAAAAUUGAUGGAAAAGCGGACGAAGUGCGGAACAAAAAACUAUUUCCAGAAUGUCAAGGACAGAAAGUUUGCGCCCCGGCCGAAACUCCGGACGUAUUAAAUACUACAUUGCCAACUUUAAUAUCUAAUAUCAACAACAUGACAGGAAAAGUAAUUAUCGAAACUCAAAUCCAGGCCAGCUACAAGAAGCCUAAUAUCGCUGAAAGGAUAAGAGACGAAGGAAUCAGCAGCGAUAACCUGAUUACGUCAUCCGGUAAUUCAGUCAGGGAAAGUGGUAAAAAAUUAAACUUAAAUGUAACGGAAGAAAAAGUGAACGCCACCGAAGGUCUGCUUCGGACGGACCAACAUAAAUCCUCGACUUCGGACGAUGUUUCUACGGGAAAAGUUUCAGACGAAUUGUUAGCAAGAAAUAUGAAUUCAAUUCCGACAACGACGGAUAAAAAUAAUAUGUCACAUAACUCUACUGAAGUAGAAAUAGCAGAGCCACAGAAUGAAGAAAAGUAUCGCGACAAUGAGCAACAGACCAGAAUCAUCUCCCCGGCUUUCAGCACGGCGUCUUACGGCCACACUUCACCUUUGCGGUCUGACGACUCUUCUGAAAGCGACGUACUUUCUGCGAAAAAUCUCAAAGAUACAGUCGACUUUUCCGGAAGUUCUUUACGACCGACGUGGGAGACAACUCAACCUGGAACAGUUGUCGACCAUAAUUCAGAUGGAAAAACUCGCAAGUUCGCCACCAUCCUUACAACUACUCCGCUUUCAACACGGAAUUUCGGUGGAAGUGUUGCGCAAGCGUCAACCGAGCCCACACCCACCAAACCCAGGACAUACGGCGUCCUGAAGUACGGGAAUGAGACUCGUCGACGCUCCUCCGGACCCAUCGCUGACCUCAAAUCCCACAUGGAGGCCAUCACCCACCGCACCCACCUCGACCUCAUCACCACCGAAACGUCGCGUGACCUCGAAACGUUAGUUUUUUCCGUGACGGGAACGCGAUCCGCGUUGGACAUCGUCGCCGCGUCCGGUGAUAACUCCAGUGAGAGUGUUAGCCGAGUGAUCCAGCAGGAAAUUCCGUGGCCCGUGAAAAAGGAAGCCGUUGUUGAGGGCGAUUUGGUGCUCGGCGGGCUGAUGAUGGUGCACGAGAGGGAGGACACGGUCACGUGCGGGCCGGUGAUGCCGCAGGGGGGUAUACAGGCUCUGGAGGCUAUGCUGUACACGCUCGAUAGGCUGAACCUGGGACCGGAAGUUCUUUUGCCGAAUAUUACGCUAGGAGCGCAUAUCUUGGAUGACUGUGAUAAGGACACGUAUGGGCUGGAGAUGGCCGUGGACUUCAUAAAAGGUUCCAUCAGCAACAUCGAUGGUGCCGAAUAUCACUGCAACAAGACUCAAGUCAGAAAAGUAAUAUCAGGUGUCGUUGGCGCAGCUUCUAGUGUUACUUCAAUACAAGUAGCCAAUUUGCUCAGACUUUUUAAAAUACCACAGGUGUCAUUCUUUUCUACAAGUCCGGAAUUAAGUAACAAGCAAAGGUUCGAAUUCUUUACGAGGACGAUACCAUCGGACCAUUACCAAGUCAAAGCGAUGGUAGAUAUUGUCAUUCUGAUGGGGUGGAGCUACAUAUCUAUCAUUUACGAAGAGUCUAACUACGGAAUUAAGGCUUUUGAAGAACUGGAGGACCUUUUAGCUGCUCACAACAUAUGUAUCGCUGUAAAGGAAAAACUAGUAAAGGAUUCUGGAGUGGCGGAUGAGUCGGCAUAUGACAAUAUCGUGCAGAAACUUCUAACGAAACCAAGAGCCAGAGGUUGCAUAAUUUUUGGUUCCGAUCAAGAAGUUGCUGGUGUGAUGCGUGCCGUACGUCGCAGCAACGCUACUGGUAGUUUCUCUUGGAUUGGUUCGGAUGGAUGGAGCGCUCGUUCUUUAGUGUCUGAUGGUAAUGAAGCCGAAGUAGAAGGCACAUUAUCUGUUCAGCCGCAGGCAAACCCUGUACGAGGAUUCGAAGAAUACUUUUUGUCGCUGAACGUUGAAAAUAAUCCAAGGAAUCCAUGGUUUAUAGAAUUCUGGGAACACCAUUUCCAAUGCCGCUACCCCAACAGCUCAAAAACGCCAUACAACCAAAAACACAGAAAACUGUGUACAGGAAAGGAAAAAUUAACCCGUCAGAACACAGUUUUCGAAGAUCAGUUGCAGUUUGUCUCCGAUGCCGUGAUGGCCUUCGCUUACGCUAUUCGGGACAUGCACCGAGAUCUGUGCCAUGGAAAACCAGGACUUUGUGAAGCAAUGAAACCAACUAAGGGGACAGAGCUUUUAAAAUAUCUAAGAAAAGUUGACUUUGAAGGUCUGAGUGGUGACAGAUUCCAUUUUGACAACAACGGCGAUGGCCCUGCACGUUAUAACAUCAUCCACUUCAAGCAAGUUUCUACAGGCAAAUAUCGCUGGGUCAGAGUUGGGGAGUACGUAGAGGGAGAACUCAGGCUCAAUAUGUCAGAGAUACAGUUCAAGCUUGGCCACCCGAAACCUCCGGAAUCCGUCUGUAGUUUUCCGUGCGAUCUGGGUCAAGCGAAGAAAUACGUCGAAGGUGAAAGUUGCUGCUGGCACUGUUUCAAUUGUACACAGUAUCAGAUCCUCCACCCCAAGGACCCGACGCAGUGCGUGGCCUGCCCGCAAGGGACGGUCCCGGACCCGCACCACAUUCGCUGCGAAGAUAUUCCAGAAGAGUACCUGCGGCCGGACAGCGGCUGGGCCAUCGGAGCCAUGGCGUUCAGUUCGACCGGGAUCCUCAUUACCAUGUUCGUUUGUGGGGUGUUCAUCAGGCACAACGACACACCGGUUGUGAGGGCUUCCGGGAGGGAGUUGAGCUACGUGCUGUUGGCAGGAAUACUCAUGUGUUACAGCGUCACGUACGCACUGGUGCUGAGGCCGAAUGAUAUCGUGUGUGGGAUUCAGAGGUUCGGAGCUGGCUUCUGCUUCACCGUAGUUUACGCGGCCCUUUUAACAAAAACUAACCGCAUUUCCCGCAUUUUCAAUGCUGGCAAGCACUCGGCAAAAAGGCCAAGUUUUAUAUCACCCCGUUCACAACUGAUCAUCUGUUCCGGACUCGUUGGCGUUCAGGUUCUCAUAAAUGGCGUCUGGAUGGUUAUCUCGCCGGCCAGAGCUAUUCAUCAUUACCCGACCAGAGAGGAUAACCUUUUAGUCUGUUCCUCUUAUAUAGACGCCUCCUAUAUGAUUGCUUUCACUUAUCCGAUCUUCCUAAUCAUUAUAUGUACGGUGUAUGCCGUUUUGACUAGAAAAAUUCCAGAGGCAUUUAACGAAUCGAAACAUAUCGGUUUUACCAUGUACACAACUUGUGUGAUUUGGCUGGCUUUUGUCCCUCUGUACUUUGGUACUGCUAAUCAUGUCGCACUGAGAAUUACGAGCAUGUCGGUUACCAUAAGUUUGUCUGCCAGUGUAACCGUCGCCUGCUUAUUCUCACCAAAGCUCUACAUUAUACUCAUACGGCCAGAACGAAAUAUCCGCCAAAGCAUGAUGCCGAUGCGAUACAGUGCAUUUAACAAAAGCUCAGCAACAACUGGUUCGGGGAGCAUGAUGGCCGCAGUCAUGGUAACCGCAGCAACUUGUGAUCAGAAACAACAAAUUCAAAAGCACGUACCCCCGAUAGAAAAGGAUGAAGAGGUGAGCGAAUCCAAAGCAAAGCCUGAAAUGAAGGACUCCAGCACACAAACAACGCCACACCCAAGCAACAACAUGCUCAACAGCUCUGAAGGGCAUCUUCCUAAAAUAAAUAACAACUGUAACGUCGGAAAUGGACCCAUCACCCUCAUUCCCGGAACGCAAAUCAAGGAUUUCUCUUUAUAGCAGCAACAGCCGGUCCUCAGGACAUCUAGCUUAAAAUGUAGGAGAAAUCCUGUACAAGUCUAAUGUACUCAAAAUACGAAAGUUGUAUAUAUUAGGCGAUUUUUUACGAUAAGACUGUACCCACGUACACUUAAUGUAUGUACAUGUUUUGUUUUGAUUUUAGUAGCUGACUGGUGUAAAUCGGGCUUUAACUAUGUUGGAACAAUUACAAUAAUUGUUGAUUAUUUAUAGUGUAAUACAGGGUAUAAAUUUGAUUUCUAUAGUUGUUUAAAGGUAACGUUUAAAUGUGAUUCUAAUGUAAAAAGUCUUCAAGUUGGCAGUCGUGUCGUGCCAACGUUGCAUUUUUAUCGGUGCUGUGAAUAUGAGAUUUGUAUAUUUCUCGAACUAAUAUUAGGUGUUUGGUAAAUGUGUAAAUACAUGUAAUUAAUGUUGAAUUAGUGUUACAAUUAAUUCUACGUAGACGUAAGAAUAUUAUUGAAUGCUACCUACGUAUUAUGAUGUUAAAAUUAUCCAUUAAGAUAUUAAAGUGUAAAAACUAAGAUAUUUCCAUAUACGAGUACAUUCCAUAUAUUACAUUUUUAUUAAACACAGUUGUUAAUUACAAAAUUUUAAGAAGAAAAGUCUUACAAAUACUGAAUUGUGACAGCGAUCGGCGUUACUGAGCCCAAUGCCGGAUGGUGUCACACUAACGAGGAAGCUUUAAUAUAAGAAAAAUGAAUACCAUUGUAUAACCUUGUCAUGAUGAUAAUUAUUUACAAAAAUUAAACAUACAUCAAACAUAAUCGCACAAAGAUAAUUAUUGUCAUAGACUUUGAAAAUGUGUUACGAGUUGUUUUCUUCGAAUAACUUGCAGACGUGACGUACCUGUAAGCAUGUUUAGUGUUUUCACAUACAUAUAAUGUACCAUGUAUCUCAUCAUGGAUUAAA
Messenger RNA from Zophobas morio, 5255 nucleotides. Its product is annotated as metabotropic glutamate receptor 2-like. The coding region runs from base 303 to 4328 and encodes 1341 amino acids. The transcript is spliced from 20 exons. Gene Ontology annotation, biological process: G protein-coupled receptor signaling pathway. Gene Ontology annotation, cellular component: plasma membrane. The record is from RefSeq and is a predicted model, not a curated record. Lineage: Eukaryota; Metazoa; Arthropoda; Insecta; Coleoptera; Tenebrionidae. Gene Ontology annotation, molecular function: adenylate cyclase inhibiting G protein-coupled glutamate receptor activity.